GCAUUAUUAACACCUAAAUUAAUGGAUACAGCCAUAAAUUCUACAAAACAAUUAUUUAAAGAAUUAAGUGGAUAUCGGCAAUCUCUUGGAAUGCAAAUAAUAACUGGUGAACGAACAUAUACAAUUGCAUCAUAUUAUAAUACUCAAAGUAUUAUCAAAUCUGAACUUGCUGGUGCGUUGGUCAAAGAUGGUAAUAAAUUUGUCAAUGCAGGUGUAAAAUUCGGUAAUGAUAUCAUGUUUUUUAU
Messenger RNA from Racocetra persica, 245 nucleotides. The record is from the annotation of a GenBank genome assembly. NCBI's taxonomy places the organism in Eukaryota, Fungi, Glomeromycota, Glomeromycetes, Diversisporales, Gigasporaceae.